AUGAGCAGUGACGAGGAAGAGGAGAAGUCUAAGUCCAAGGUUAAACCCAAGAAGAAGGAGGCCAAAGACAAGGCGAAAGGAAAAAGAAAACGCUCUUCGUCAGACUUCGGAGAUGAUACCGAGGUGGAGAUCAUCGAAAGGGUGACACCGGAGGUGGACGGAUUUAUCAUUGACAAGGUGCUGGCUCGUGAAGCUCACACGCAGAAGGAGUGGAAGAAAAUCUGCUGGAACAAGAACACGCGCUUCUUGACUCACUGCUCCAUUUUCCUGCCACCUGAGGAGGAGGGAAAGGAGAAGCAGGAGGAGAAAAAGGAGACACAAAAGCAGAAGGAAGGCGAAAACUCUGCAAGUGUAGCACCGUCGGAGCCAAAGGUGAGUGUCGAGGACGACGAAGCUGAAGAUGCUGGCGAGGAGCGCUUCUUGGUAAAGUGGAAGACGCUGUCGUAUCUCCACACCAGCUGGCAAACAGAGGAAGAGUUACUGGAGACAGACAAGAACGCGAAGGGGAAGAUCCAACGCUUUCGUGAGAAGGAGCUUCGUGCGUUCUACUCUCAGGCCGUGCAAGGAGACGAGUACUUCAACCCGGAGUUUCGAAGCGUCGAUCGCAUUCUGGAGAUCAGAGACAGGCCGCUUGAUGACUUUGCUCCAGACGAUACUGUGGACGGUGAGAGCAAUUUCCAGUACUUCCUGGUCAAGUGGAAAGCUCUUCCUUAUGAUGAGAUUUCUUGGGAGCGGGAAGAUGACGUCGGCGAUGACGCAGCGGUGGAGCAGUACAACGAUCGUAUCGUCAGAGCUGCGAAGCGCUUUAAGAAGAUUGCUCUGGCAAAACACUUGCCGCCGAGUAAGCGCAAGAACUUUCGCGGCUACACAGCAGAGUCCCGGCCGCCGUGCAGAAAAGAGCAAACUUUUCAGCUGCGUGAUUAUCAGCUCACUGGUGUGAACUGGAUGCUGUUUAACUGGUACCAGAAACGAAACUCGAUGCUCGCAGAUGAAAUGGGACUUGGUAAGACUGUGCAAACAGUGAUGUACAUUAACCAUCUCGCAGUGGUAGAGCGUACACCGCAGCCGUUCAUUAUCGUGGCGCCACUUUCAACGUUGGGCCAUUGGCAGCGCGAGUUCGACAGCUGGACCAAUCUCAAUGCCGUCGUUUAUCAUGGAUCCGCGGCAGCGCGAGAAGUGCUGCAGAAUUACGAGUUUUUCAUGUCAGAGGACGAGCUGCUGCGUGUCGAUGAGCUCACUCGGAAGGACAACAAUGGGAAGAGAGCUGCCCCGCAACCGAAGCGCAACUGUUACCGCUUCGACGUGCUGAUUACCACGUACGAGAUGGCCUCGGCGACGGAUUUGUACAAGUUAGCUCAGAUCAACUGGCAGCUGAUGGUUGUGGACGAGGCGCAUCGUCUCAAGAACAGGAAUUCCAAGCUGUCGAACAUCCUGCACACUAGAUUUACGUAUGAGAACAUGCUGCUGCUGACUGGUACGCCGCUGCAGAACAACGUGGAGGAACUUUGGGUGCUCCUGAACUUUCUGGAUACCAAGAAGUUCGCUUCGAAGGAGAGCUUUCUUGAGAGCUUUGGGGAGCUGACAGACUCGGCACAGGUUGAGCGCUUGCAUUCGGAACUGAAGCCGUACUUGCUGCGUCGGAUGAAGGAGGAUGUGGAGAAGUCGCUGGCUCCGAAGGAAGAAACUAUCAUCGAAGUGGAGCUCACGGUGCUCCAGAAGCAAUACUACCGCGCGAUCUACGAGAAGAAUACGGAGUUUCUGUCGAGAGGCGGCAGAAAGGGCGACACCCCCAGUUUGAUGAACGUUCUGAUGGAGCUCCGGAAGUGCUGCAACCAUCCUUUCCUCGUAAAAGGUGUGGAGGAGCGCGAGGUCAAGCGAUUGGCCAAGCAAGCGAAUGUGUCGAAAGAAGAGAUCCAACGUCAGAUCAGUGAGAGUCUUGUGGACACGUCAGGCAAGCUGGUUCUGCUGGACAAACUCCUGCCGCGUCUUAAGGAGACUGGCCAUCGCGUGCUGAUCUUCUCGCAGUUUAAGAUCAUGCUGGACAUCAUUCAGGACUAUCUGGCGUUGCGUCGCUACAACUGCGAGCGUAUUGACGGCAACAUUACGGGCAACGAGAGACAGUCAGCGAUCGACCGAUUCUGUCGGGAGGACAGUAACUCGUUCAUCAUGCUACUGAGCACGCGUGCUGGUGGUGUGGGUAUUAACCUAACUGCGGCGGAUACUGUGAUUAUUUACGACAGUGACUGGAACCCUCAGAACGAUCUUCAGGCUCAAGCGCGUUGUCAUCGUAUUGGGCAGAAGAAAAGUGUCAAGAUUUAUCGUUUGCUCACUGCUAAAACGUACGAGCUGCACAUGUUCCACAAGGCAUCGCUGAAGCUUGGACUGGACCAAGCUGUGCUGGGAGGAAUCAAGAGUGACGAUUCUGUCGCGAAGCUAAAGGGGGCGGCGAAGACGCCGAAGACCAACGAUCGGAUGUCGAAGGAGGAGAUUGAGAACUUGCUCAAGCAUGGCGCCUACGAAAUGUUCAAGGAGCAAGACAGCGAAGCUGAGGCAGCGAGUAAGAAGUUCGGGGAGGAAAGUAUCGAUCAGAUUCUCAGUCGCAGUACUACAAUCGUGCACGAUCCGACGCGAGAUGUCGAUGGGAAGGAGAAGAAGAACGCCAUGUCUUCGUUCUCUAAGGCGACGUUCGUGAGCUCGACUAACCCUGACGAGGAAGUGGAUGUUGACGACCCAAACUUUUGGACGAAAGUCAUUGGUCUGAAUGGAGUUGAAGAGCAGAAAAAAGUGGAGCCUUCCCCCCUACAAAAGAGACGCUGCCGUCGUAAAGUCAAGUCGUAUCUGAUUGAUGACGACAAGGCCUUCAUGAUGGAUAGCGGAGAUGAAGCUGCCUCGACGAAAAAGAAAUUAUUCCGGGAGCUUGGUGUCCAAAAGGACGAAGAGUUUGUCAUGUCGGAGGACGAUGAUGACGACGACGACUCGAGUGACGUAGCUUUCGCAAAUGACGAUUUGAGUUGA
Messenger RNA from Phytophthora infestans T30-4, 3015 nucleotides. Its product is annotated as chromodomain protein, putative. Lineage: Eukaryota; Oomycota; Peronosporomycetes; Peronosporales; Peronosporaceae. Gene Ontology annotation, biological process: chromatin remodeling. The transcript is spliced from 2 exons. Gene Ontology annotation, molecular function: histone binding; chromatin binding; DNA binding. The record is from RefSeq and is a predicted model, not a curated record. Bases 1 to 3015 code for a protein of 1004 amino acids. Gene Ontology annotation, cellular component: chromatin; nucleus.